This is a messenger RNA of Geodia barretti, 630 nucleotides long. NCBI's taxonomy places the organism in Eukaryota, Metazoa, Porifera, Demospongiae, Tetractinellida, Geodiidae. The record is from the annotation of a GenBank genome assembly.
AUGCGUCUUCCUCUGUUUCCGCUCAACCUCGUCUUGUUUCCGGGUGGGUACCUGCCGCUGCAUAUUUUCGAGGAGCGGUAUCGCCUGAUGAUGCGGCAUUGCCUUGACGGUGAACGGCGCUUCGGGGUCGUGCUCAUCAAUUCGGGUUCGGAGGUCGGCGAGCCGGCAGUACCGGAGGCGGUUGGGACCAUUGCCAAGAUCGACGAGGUGAGGACGCUCGAUGACGGGCGGAUGCUGAUCGGUGUCAAGGGCGAACAGCGAUUUCGCAUCUUGGAGAUCGUCGAGCAGCUACCGUACAUCAUUGCCGAGGUGGUGCCCCUGGUGGACGAUGCAGUCGACGUGGAGGAGGGCCUGAUCGCGGACGUUCGGCAAGCCGCGAAGGAGCACAUACAGAUCCUGAUGGCGCUGCGAGGCGAGCGGACACAGCCGCCCGGUCUGCCGACGGACCCCGCGCGGCUUCGGCACCUGGUCGGUUCCCAGCUUCAGGGUGAGGUUAUUGGCAAGCAGGGUGUCUUGGAGGAGGACGAUAUCUCGAACGCGCUGCGGCUUGCGCUCAGGCUCCUAAACGAGGAAUCGGCGACACUGAAGGAGCGGCUGAGGGACGGGAUGGGAAGGUCGUCGUCCAACUAG